This is a messenger RNA of Linum trigynum, 342 nucleotides long. The record is from the annotation of a GenBank genome assembly. NCBI's taxonomy places the organism in Eukaryota, Viridiplantae, Streptophyta, Magnoliopsida, Malpighiales, Linaceae.
AUGCUCCCAGGACGGCCAGCUAAAUCAUCUUCUCGUUUGUCAGAUUUUACCCAAUCUGCAGCAACCAUCUCCAUCAAAGUACCCCUUGCCUUGAUCUUCUUCUGGUCUCACGUUCUGCAGCUGGAGAGGAUGUCCGGGAAAACCCUAUUCGACAAUGAAAUUGGCAGCCAUCAACAACCAGGACGCCCGCCAACCAUCCUCAUGCAUAGCCGCCGAAAGGUCCUAUUUCGUAGUUACAAAUCUGAAUUGAUCAUCGGUGAUGAGCGGUCGGUAGUGUCGUGGAUCGUCGUUCCGGCGAUGGGGGUCGUCAUUGAUGAAAUCGCCGGCGAGUCAAGCCAUUGA